GUGCGUAAAGUUUACCAAGCAAACGUCCUUGUAUCGUCUUGUGUAACAGAGCUUAACCACGGCAAGGCAUGGGUUAAAUCCUCUCGCCAGAAAGUUUGACUUUGCGUAAGAAACUGGGCUGAAUUCGAUAAAUGAGCCGGAGAAAAAGACUGCAGCCCUCCUCUCCUCUCCACUUGUCAGUCCUCCAGAGAACUGAUAUGUUGUUCUGUGUAAGAGCUGGAAUUGAGAGCGCACCCCUGCUUUUUAUCCACUUUCCACAAAGCAACAUCUGUGCGCGCAAUUCAUGUCAAAGUCUGAUUUACUAUUGAUUUACAGGAGGAAUUUCUUUUUUCUAGUUUCAUUGCCAUGGCAAAAUGGUCACUCUUAUUUCUAUACUUUCUCUAUGGACAACUUCCUCUCAUCUUUGGGCAACAGCAGCGCACAGCUGGCGCCUGGCGGCACCGGAUUCAGUGGGAGAACAACGGGCAGGUUUAUAGUUUAAUGAGCACUGGAUCAGAGUAUCAGCCCCCGGUUGGCUCCAGAGGCCAGCAGAGGGUUUAUGUUAGCGGCAGGAGGGAUGGCACCAGGAGCCAGAUGCCGGGAGCGCAGAGAGGAGCGACGCUAGUAAGACCUGGAUAUGCUGAGUCCAGACAGGUCAGGACUGAUCAAGGUGUCGGACAAGGAUCUAUUGCACCAGAACGCGAUGUUAGACAGUAUAUGUCUUUUAAUAGUCGUGCUUCAGGGGCCAGACAGCAGUCCGAGCGCCCUCACGGAACGGGAGCUGUAGGUUAUCAAGGCGCACGACGCGUUAACCCUGCAUACACCAACACAAACAACGCCUCUGCACCGGGGAGAUUUACAGAUUUCCCAGGUAGGAGAGGAGGUGUCGGUGUGGAUGCUACUGCACUGCACACCAGAGGAGGAGAACCAGGGCCUGGUGCGCAAUACCAACAGUUACGCACGGUGCCAGAGGCGAUGUCUGUCUCCAGGCAACCCGCCCAGACGGAUCACUCCAUCUCAGCGUAUCCUUUAACAGUGGGAAGGGAAUCUGAGGCUGCUGCCACUGCAGGUAACGAGGAUGGUUCAAACGAGGCAAACAGUCAUGGAGAGGGCAUGGUUAACGAUGACCCUCGAAACCCGUUAAAAAACCACAGGAAUUCUGUUUUCUACAACCCCUAUCCUACAAGAGGGAGGCCAGUGGCACGCACGCGCCGUCCGCCUGGCACAGGAUACGGAACAAGAUAUUUCCAAAAUGGACUGCCAGACCUGGUGCCAGACCCAUAUGCCAUCCAAGCAGGUGCUUAUAUCCAGCGCAUGCAGAUGUUUGCGCUCCGCUGUGCAGCCGAGGAGAACUGUCUGGCCAGGUCGGCAUAUGGACCCGCCGUGAGAGACAUCGACUUCAGGGUCCUCCUGCGGUUCCCCCAGAAAGUGAAGAACCAAGGGACCACUGACUUCCUUCCUGUCAAGCCGAGAUAUCAGUGGGACUGGCACAGCUGUCACCAACACUAUCACAGCAUGGACGCCUUCAGUAACUAUGACCUGCUGGAUGUCGUCACUGGACGUAAAGUGGCCGAGGGACACAAGGCCAGUUUUUGCCUCGAGGACACGGGCUGUGAUCCUGGAUUCAGGCGACGCUACGCCUGUACAUCUCAUACACAGGGUUUAAGUCCAGGAUGUCAUGAUACGUACGCUGCCAACAUCGACUGUCAGUGGAUUGACAUCACUGACGUACCUCCAGGAAACUAUAUCUUGAAGGUUACUGUAAACCCCAAUUUCCAUGUCCUGGAGUCAGACUUCACCAACAACAUAGUGAGAUGUGAUAUCACAUACACAGGAAUUUAUGUUCAGACACGCAACUGUCGAGUAUCAAGGGGUUGAAAUCUCCCUUUUCGAGUACUAUCUGUAGGAGUUUUGCAGCAAACAUCUCUCCCUGUACUGUACAGCAACAUCGACUCUAUGACUACCAACAAGUGCAAUUGUUUAGUUGUAAGUGCUACAGUCUUGUGUUGCAUUUACUGGAAAUAAAUGCGAACGUUUACACGUACUUUAUACUUUAAACUAGUGAGAUCCUCAGAUUUACUUGAUUGUUGAAUUUUUACAAAUGUGCCUUAAUUCAUAACAAAGAGAUUUCUUUUUUUUGCCUUUACAAAUAUAAGUACUGUGUUCAUUUAUUUCUUGAAUGCUGGUUUAUUGCUUGAAAUGUGUGUUUUGUUGCCACGUGUCGUCUUGUUCUACUGCUUUGUGUUACUGUUAUGUUUGAUUUAAAGGAUAACAUCUUAUGUGUUUUUGUUAUUGUCAACAAAUCUUAUACAAAGACCAGAACCAACAACAUGUUGGUCAAUCUCAUAAUACUUUUGACUUCUGUACCCAAUUUUGGGCUCUUAGUCCCUACUGAAGACACAGAUCUUUCACAAUAGAUCAUAAAUAUAUAGUUUCCGGUAUCUGGUUUUGAUCUUUUCAUGGGAUGUGUUGAGUUAUAAGAAAAAUACAGGAAGUCAUCUGCUCUGUAACCACUUAGUGGUCACAUAAGCAAGUUGCCAAUAUCUCAUUUUCAUUACAUAGUAUGUCAAAGUAUGUUUUCUGAAUGUGUGCAUGUGUAUAACUGAGUGAAUGAAAAAUUUGGAAAACUGUAAAGUAAAAGUGUUAAUAUUGCUAAAAUAUUGUUGAAAACCUCAUAUUCUGUUGGCAUGUUGAAUUUAAUGCAAUAAAGAUGGCGAGGAGA
This is a messenger RNA of Epinephelus fuscoguttatus (brown-marbled grouper), 2701 nucleotides long. RefSeq names its product protein-lysine 6-oxidase-like. The transcript has 7 exons. Gene Ontology annotation, biological process: peptidyl-lysine oxidation. Gene Ontology annotation, molecular function: copper ion binding; protein-lysine 6-oxidase activity. The record is from RefSeq and is a predicted model, not a curated record. Lineage: Eukaryota; Metazoa; Chordata; Actinopteri; Perciformes; Serranidae. The coding region runs from base 346 to 1857 and encodes 503 amino acids.